This is a messenger RNA of Thalassophryne amazonica, 739 nucleotides long. RefSeq names its product transmembrane protein 230b (gene tmem230b). Lineage: Eukaryota; Metazoa; Chordata; Actinopteri; Batrachoidiformes; Batrachoididae. The record is from RefSeq and is a predicted model, not a curated record. Bases 149 to 508 code for a protein of 119 amino acids. Gene Ontology annotation, biological process: synaptic vesicle transport. Gene Ontology annotation, cellular component: synaptic vesicle; endomembrane system. The transcript is spliced from 3 exons.
UUUAAGAAUGAGCGGAAACUGUUCUGUUUUCGUCGCCGGUCCGAACGCUUUGGUGUUAUUAGUUUGAUAAUUUGGUGGAAAACAAAUGAUUGUAGCGCCACCUGUGUUUCUGAAGUUUGGUUAAAACACUGCACGUCCGAAGUUGAAGAUGCCAGCUCGAAACGUGGUGUCCAACGGGACUCCGAACGACAGGGUUCACUACUCCAGGUUAGCUAGUGAUGAUGACGGCUACAUUGAUUUACAGUUCAAAAGAAGCCCACCAAAAGUCCCGUACAAAGCCAUAGCACUCGCCGUCUUCCUCUUCUUAAUUGGCUCUGUGUUAAUCAUCAUUGGCUCCCUUCUUCUGGCUGGAUACUUUGGAGUCACACACUCGGACCGAACUGUGCCAGUCCUCAUCAUUGGAAUACUCGUCUUUCUUCCUGGCUUUUACCACCUGCGAAUCGCUUACUACGCAUUUAAAGGUUACCCGGGCUACUCCUAUGAUGACAUUCCAGACUUUGAUGACUGAGUACAACAGCCACAGCUUGUACACCUUCACAUAAUCCUUUGAAUUUUGUUCUGCUAAUAUGCUGUUUUUAAAGCUGUGAUGUGUUCUUUUAGAGAGAAAUAGUUUGCACUUGAAUGUAAAGAGUUUCAUGCCAUUGGUGCAAAAUGCCAGCUUAACUGUUUGAAGGUAGAUCUGUAUCAGAUGUUGUUUUGACACCCUGGUAAGUCAAUAAAAUGUAACAUGACAGUUCUU